This is a messenger RNA of Colletotrichum fioriniae, 222 nucleotides long. Lineage: Eukaryota; Fungi; Ascomycota; Sordariomycetes; Glomerellales; Glomerellaceae. The record is from RefSeq and is a predicted model, not a curated record.
AUGAGUCGCCGAUCGCUUCACAUCCAGAAGCACACCUGCUCUUCCUGCGGUUACCCCUCGGCCAAGACCCGCAAGUACAACUGGUCCGAGAAGGCCAAGCGGAGAAAGACCGUCGGCACCGGCCGCAUGCGCUACAUGAAGGACGUCUCCCGCCGCUUCAAGAACGGCUUCCAGUCCGGUGUCCCCAAGGGUUCCGCCGGCCCCACCGCGCAGGAGUCGUGA